AUGGGCUACCACACCGAGCUCCCAAACCCCACACCUCGCCCUCCCCCUCCCCUCUCCCCCCUCCUCCACCCCGCCGCAACCCUAAUCGCCCGGCCACCGCAUCAAGCUCGCCGCCGACCUCGGCCUCGCCCGCGCCCUCCUCCUCCGCCGCCGCCGACGCCGCCGCCGCGGCGUCGGCCCGCCCAUGGCUCCAAACCCUUCGAGGCCGCCGAGAUCGCCCGCCGCGCCGCCGCCGCCAACGACGACGGGGGAGAGGGGGAGAAGAGGGGGGAGGAGGUGGAGGAGGAGGGGGUGGAGGAGAGGGUGAGGGCGCUGCGGAGGCUGGUCCCGGGCGGGGAGGGGAUGGGGGUGGAGACGCUCUUCGAGGAGACCGCGGACUACAUCGAGGCGCUCCAGGGGCAGGUGAGCGCCAUGCGCGCCCUCGCGAGCUUGCUCCAUGGGUUGGAGAGGGAGGAGACCGAGAGCUCCACCACCACCACCACCACCACCACCACCACGAAUACGAUGGGUGUAUGAUUCGAGAAGCUUCUCGAUUCCUUUUCUUUUAUUCUUAUUUUUAUUUUCUAAUUUUUUUUUUUCAAAAUUUUUGUUGAAUGGUAAUUAGGUUUUGCCUUGGCUUGUGAUUAGCCUCAAAGAGCAACGCGUUAGGAUGGAAAAACAGCACCAAGAGAUAUUUUAUUCUUUUUUUUUGUCUUUUUUUU
Messenger RNA from Ananas comosus (pineapple), 701 nucleotides. Its product is annotated as transcription factor IBH1-like. Gene Ontology annotation, biological process: regulation of DNA-templated transcription. The record is from RefSeq and is a predicted model, not a curated record. NCBI's taxonomy places the organism in Eukaryota, Viridiplantae, Streptophyta, Magnoliopsida, Poales, Bromeliaceae. The transcript has a single exon. The coding region runs from base 1 to 516 and encodes 171 amino acids.